AUGUCUGCUCCAGGAGCAGACCCGUACGAUAGCCGUCUACGACUGUGGCGCCAGUCGCGCCGGUGGAAACCCCCUGGCACCGCGGAUGACGUCAAAGUGGCCGGUCAGCCACAUAUAACCACCGGGGCGCAGUCCCCAGUCACAGUGUUAGUGCAUCGUCCUCCUGGAAGUGAGCUCAAAAUGGAGGCUAAUACGACGACCGUUGUGUCAAUAAUGGCGGCUCAGCUUCAGUUUGGCCUGAUAGAGUACCUGAUCUUCGGAGCUCUACUGAGCAUGUCUGCCAUGAUCGGAAUCUACUUCGGCUGCUGCAGCGCUCAGAACACCGUCUCUGAAUACCUUUUGGGCGGCAAGAAGAUGGGGAUUCUGCCUGUGGCGCUGUCAAAUGUUGCCAGCCAUGUGUCUGGGAUAACCCUCCUGGGAGUUCCAGCAGAGAUCUACCUCUAUGGGACACAGUACUACCUCAUCAUAGUCAGCAUGGUGGUCGUCUCCUUCUUGGUCAUCUUCUGCUACAUCCCUGUCUUCUAUCCCCUACAGCUCAACUCUGCUUUCCAGUAUUUGGAAAUGAGGUUCAAUUCAAAAGUUCGGAGUAUGGGGUCAUUCAUAUUUGCUGUUUCAUUGAUUGUCUACAUCCCAAUAGUGAUCUAUGUCCCAGCGCUGGCCUUUAAUCAAGUUACGGGGGCUUCAGUACAUGUAAUCGCUCCAAUCAUCUGCCUCGUUUGCAUAUUCUACACAACUCUGGGGGGACUCAAGGCAGUAGUUUGGACUGAUGCUCUCCAAAGUAUUUUCAUUGCUGUGUCAAUCACCUCCAUCUUAAUUUUGGGAACUUCACAAAUUGGAGGAUUCUCAGAAGUGUUUCGGAUAGCCAAGGAAGGUCAUCGGCUGGAAUUGUUGAAUUUUGAUACUGAUCCAUUUGCAAGAAACACAUUCUGGACAGUUAUCAUCGGAACUCAGUUCUUCUGGCUCUCCAACUUUGCAGUGCACCCAGGCUCAGUGCAGAAGUUUAUCUGUGUUCCAUCCAUGAGAGGUGCCAAAAUUGUCAUGAUCAUCAGCUGUGUUUGCAUCAUCGGAGUCAUCAGCAUCACUUCUUACAUUGGUCUGCUGAUAUUCGCCAAGUAUCAUGAUUGCGAUCCAGUUGCCACUAAGAUGAUCCGAAAAUCUGGACAGCUGUUGCCAUACUAUGUCAUGGAUGUAGCGAGAGAUGUCCCUGGCUUAACGGGACUUUUCGUGUCUGGAGUUGUCAGCGCCGCUCUUAGUACGAUGUCUGCCAGUCUAAACACAGUGUCGGGGACGCUCUAUGAAGACUUUAUCGCACCUUACUACAAAAAGUCACCCAAGUCUGAUGCCACAGCUUCCCUGCUGAUGAAGCUGAUAGUGCUGACUGUGGGAGGAUGCUGCGUGCUGCUCAUCUUUGUUGUGGAGAGGCUUGGAGAUCUUAUGCAGAUGGCAAUGAGUUUGACCAGUAUCACUCAUGGUCCGAUGAUCUACAUAUUCUCUGUCGGACUCUUCUUUCCAUGGGUCAAUUCUAACGGAGCGAUAUGGGGAGCGAUAUCCAGUCUGACAUCUAUGGCUGUCCUUGUCGGAGGGUCCCAGUUAUACGUGCUCAUGGGGAAAAUAAGAUUUCCGGGGAAAAUCACGACUGUUGACCAAUGCCCUCUGGACAUUGCAAUAAACAAUUCCACGAUGGCCUAUCUCAGCAGCUACACAGGGCCGAGCUCCCUUGUUGAGGCAGACUCGGAUGUUCCCCAGAUGUUCCAGUUGUCCUACAUGUACUACUGCACGAUGGGGACUCUAGUCGGCCUCGUAAUCGGCUUCCUGGUGUCCUACCUCACCGGAGGCCAAUGUCUGGACACUCUGGACAGGCGGACCAUAACACCGUGGAUGCGAGGGUUCCUCCCGACCGAGAAACCAAAACUGGCACAAGAGGAACUUAAACUCCUCAACGGCAAGAGCAAAGUGACCAUCGUUAAAGGGAUGAACAAUGUUUAGAACAUUAAUUUUGAAAGUUAAGAGUAGAUUUUACGGACAAAUGUGAUAUCUAGACACCAAAGGGGUUUUCAAAACUCAAAAUUAGUAUCCUGUGGUCAAUCCUUACAACAGGAAAAUAAGUUAAGUCUCCUUUAUCCAGGAUAAAAUAUUCCUCAAUCUGAUGUAUUUUGAGAUUGAAGAAUAUCUUGAAUUUAAAACAGUCAAAGAAGUACCAGAUUGUGUACAAUCUAUUUCCUUGUGUAUUGUGUAAUACCAUUGACUUUUGUAUCUAUACUGAAUAUUCUAUCAAUAGUCAAUGGUAAUACUGUAUAUACAGGACAAGCAAUAAAGGAGGAAAUAAAAUUCAUUUUAUGUUCUUAAACUAUCGGUGUGUCUACCAAUUAAAAAAUACAGAAGAAUGCAUAAGGAAUGCAGUCUUGUAUAGUUUUAUUAAUAAUGUGUACAUGUGUAAAUAAUAAUUUUAUUUGAAAGAGUAUUAGUGCACUCUUUAUAAUGUGUGUUUUUAGUUUGUAUAUGUCAUAGUUAUAGGUAAUGCUGGUGAAUUUGUUUUCAUGUCUCCUAUAAAGAGCCCAAAUGUAGUUAUCAUUAAGGAGCUAACUGAUCGGGAUUAACAAGAAUAUUUUUAACAUCAUACACCAAUUCUAAUCAUUACAGCAACAGAUUAUGUAUACUUUAAAAAUUACCUUUUGAUUUACCUUUAAAAAUACUAUAAAUGUUUAAUCUUCAGAAAUAUUUUUCAUAUUUUCCAGUAUCUGUAGUAAAAUAAACAAAUUUGAAAUAAAACCAACCGAUAUAUACUUUAGUUUUGACAAAGAAAAGCAAAACCUAAGCAAAAAUGACUGUCCUCGUGCUGUGAUCUUCAUAAGUUGUAAAUAGUGUAAAAUAUAGAAUAGUUGGAAUACAAAUAAUGUUAUGAAAUAAGUAUUACUGUUACUGAAAAUAAAUGUUUUGUAGAAAAAUG
Macrosteles quadrilineatus (aster leafhopper) is the source of this 2947-nucleotide messenger RNA. RefSeq names its product sodium-coupled monocarboxylate transporter 1-like. The coding region runs from base 1 to 1986 and encodes 661 amino acids. Gene Ontology annotation, cellular component: membrane. Gene Ontology annotation, biological process: sodium ion transport; transmembrane transport. NCBI's taxonomy places the organism in Eukaryota, Metazoa, Arthropoda, Insecta, Hemiptera, Cicadellidae. The record is from RefSeq and is a predicted model, not a curated record. Gene Ontology annotation, molecular function: symporter activity. The transcript is spliced from 15 exons.